GAAAUGACAGUGACAGAUAUUAUGAGAACGUAUGGUUUCAAAAUAAACAUUUGCCGAAAUGUUUAAUUUAUCAAAAUAUUGUCGUUCUUCAACUUUAAUUCCUAGAGUUAAACAUGUUUUUACAGGUAAUACCUGUAAUAUUAUUAAAAAUGGGGAAUGUAGGACAUAUACAAAAGCAUUUUUCCGACCACAACUUAUUUCACAUAAAUUAAAUUUGGGAACGUUGAUUAGAGGAAGUACUACAACCGUUCCUAUUAGAUUUGGCUCAAAUAUUUCUAAAGGACAAAAAGCCGUUGGUUAUUGGUUGUUGACAUGUAGCGGUAUGGUGUUUGUGGCAGUAGUUUUAGGGGGUGUAACAAGAUUAACAGAAUCAGGUCUUUCUAUGGUUACCUGGAAACUGUUGGGUGAAAAAAUGCCUUGGACUGAAGCAGAAUGGCAAGAAGAAUUUGAAAGGUAUCAACAGUUUCCGGAAUUCAAAAUAAAAAACAAAGAUAUUAGUUUGAAUGAAUUUAAAUUUAUUUGGUUUAUGGAGUAUACCCAUAGACAAUGGGGCAGAGCCAUUGGAGUAGCGUUUGCGCUUCCAGCAAUUUACUUUUGGGCAAGGGGUAGAUUUUCAUCUAGUUUAAAAAAACGAAUACUAGCAUUUGGUACUCUAAUAGGUGCUCAGGGACUAAUGGGUUGGUAUAUGGUAAAAUCGGGUUUAGAAGACCGUUUUCAAGGUCCCAAUGAUGUACCAAGAGUUUCCCAAUACCGAUUAGCUUCACAUCUCAGUUUAGCGUUUAUCCUUUACACACUUUUCUUAUGGUCGGCUUUGGAUAUAUUAACACCAGCUGCAACAAUCGCAGUAACUAGUAAAUCGAUAAUAAAAGCUUCAAGAAAAUUCAGAAUGUUGGCACAUACUGCUAAAGGUCUGGUAUUUCUCACCGCGGUUUCUGGUGCUUUUGUAGCUGGAUUGGAUGCUGGUUUAGUAUACAAUUCUUUUCCUAAGUUCGCAAAUAGGUGGAUUCCUGAAGAUAUUUUAGCGUUUAAUCCAAAAAUAGUAAAUUUCACAGAAAAUCCUACGACUGUCCAAUUUGAUCAUAGGAUAUUAGGUACAACUACGCUAUGUGUUAUUACAGCCUUAUGGUACAUGUCUAAACGUAGAGUAUUACCACCAAAAGCUUACAAAGCGAUGACACUAUUAGGAGCAUUAGCAUAUCUUCAAGUAACUUUAGGUAUAACUACUUUAUUAACUUACGUACCAGUUAGUAUAGCAGCUUCCCAUCAAACUUGUUCUCUUGCAGUACUUUCUGCAGCAGUUUGGUUAACACACGAAUUGAAAAGAUUACCGAAAAUCUAAUUGUACAGAACUUGUGAUUUUUUUUAUAUAUAAAUAUAUUGGUAUAAGUAUUAAAA
Diorhabda carinulata is the source of this 1395-nucleotide messenger RNA. Its product is annotated as cytochrome c oxidase assembly protein COX15 homolog. The transcript is spliced from 7 exons. The coding region runs from base 59 to 1339 and encodes 426 amino acids. Gene Ontology annotation, molecular function: oxidoreductase activity, acting on NAD(P)H, heme protein as acceptor. The record is from RefSeq and is a predicted model, not a curated record. Lineage: Eukaryota; Metazoa; Arthropoda; Insecta; Coleoptera; Chrysomelidae. Gene Ontology annotation, biological process: heme A biosynthetic process. Gene Ontology annotation, cellular component: mitochondrial inner membrane.